CGACGCGACUCGACGCGACCCGACGCAACCCGACGCAACCCGACGCAACCCGACGCAACCCGACGCGACCCGACGCAACCCGACGCAACCCGACGCGACCCGACGCGACCCGACGCAACCCGACGCAACCCGACGCAACCCGACGCAACCCGACGCAACCCGACGCAACCCGACGCAACCCGACGUAACCCGACGCAACCCGACGCAACCCGACGCAACCCGCCGGAACCCGACGCAAUCCGACGCAACCCGACGCAACCCGCCGCAACCCGACGCAACCCGACGCAACCCGCCGCAACCCGACGCAACCCGACGCGACUCGACGCGACUCGACGCGACCCGACGCAACCCGACGCAACCCGACGCAACCCGACGCAACCCGACGCAACCCGACGCAACCCGACGCAACCCGACGCAACCCGACGCAACCCGACGCAACCCGACGCAACCCGACGCAACCCGACGCAACCCGACGCAACCCGACGCAACCCGACGCGACCGCACCAUUGCAAACGCCGAUUUCAUGCUCUGCAACGCUGGGUCAUCCUUGCCGUGUCAAAGACAGACGAAGCUGAAAGACAGAGACAUAACACCGCAGAAAAGAGAGAGAGAGAGCGAAAGCGAGAG
This is a messenger RNA of Penaeus chinensis, 627 nucleotides long. Its product is annotated as salivary glue protein Sgs-3-like. The record is from RefSeq and is a predicted model, not a curated record. The annotation marks the transcript as partial. Gene Ontology annotation, cellular component: plasma membrane. Gene Ontology annotation, biological process: leukocyte tethering or rolling; hemopoiesis. NCBI's taxonomy places the organism in Eukaryota, Metazoa, Arthropoda, Malacostraca, Decapoda, Penaeidae. The transcript is spliced from 3 exons.